GAUACACAAGUACGAUCUUGACCCUACUUCAUACGAGUAAGACCAAGACAGAGCAUAAUUUGGCUGCAAUCACAACGCGUGAAAGACGGCUUUACAGUAUCGGUGCCAGAAACCGCUCUACAGAGUUACAAACAGGACAUAGGCCACAAUGGCCACCCCGGGAGCGCAGGAAUCGGGGGCUGCUCCUGCCGCUCAAGUAGAGCCGAUUUAUAAUGGCAUGCCGUCAUCACCAUCAAGUCCACGGAAGAAGGGAGGACCGCCCUCUCCCAGCAAAGCGGGGCGCACGGACUGGGUGAUUCUGACGCCGUCACCAGGGCCCGGUGCCUAUAACCCGGGCAUGAAUGCCGUGCAGCAGGCCUCGGAGCGCGCCGUCUUUGGGACGGCAUACCGCGAGCAGGAGGAGAAGCGGUUUGUGUCAAACCUACACAAUCAGGCCAUACCCAGCGGCGACACGCCCGGACCUGGGGCAUACCGGACGGCUGAGAACCGGCUGAUGCGGAGCGACAACGCCUCGAAGUUCGGUACGGCGGCGCAGCGGCCGGAAGUGCCCAAGGAGUCCACGACCAAGCCUGGGCCCAUCUAUGAGCUGCCCUCCACGCUGUCAGCCAUUUCGGCGGGCUUCGGCUCGCCGCCCACCACGGCCCGCGGCGGCUCCCGCAGCGCCCGCGGUGGCUCCCCCAUGCGCGACCAGCGGUCGCUCAUGAGCGAGCGCUUCCCGCUGGAGCACAUGGACACGCCGGGCCCCAACUCCUACGGGCUGGUGCAGACCGACAAGCUGUCGCACCACGGGGCGUCGCCACGCGUCGGCUUUGGCCGCGCCACUCGCGAGGCCGCCACGCGCUCCUCGCUGUCAACGGCACAACUCCAGGCGGACCCCACCAUGACCACCGCCAACGAGACGCCGGGCGCGGCCUAUGAGACGCACCGCUCCACGCUCAACAGCGCGCAAUCCACCGUCUUCAGCAAGGGGCCGGCGCACUACUCGCCGGAGAAGGGCGGCAGCGCGCGGGGCCCUUACCUGGGCCGCCUGCAUGCGGACGCCAACAAGGGCACCGAGGGCCCCGGCCCCGGCACCUACGCCUCCUCCAGCACGCUGCAGCCCGCCGGCGGCGCCAAGUUCGGGCCGCCCUCGCCCACGCGCACGCCCAAGCCCAACGAAAUGGAGGUGCCGGGCCCGGGCGCGCACAACCCCAACUUCGGCGCGCUGUCGGUGCGGGCGGCGGCCAGCUCCUACAGCAUGGGCGCCAACAUCCGCACCGACUUCACCAACAUGGCGCCCAACACGCCCGGACCCGCGGCGUACGCGCUGCCGUCGCCCGACCGGGUGAGCCAAGGCGCCUCCGCGCCCGCCUACUCCAUGGGCGGCACGGGCGCGGGCGGGCGGCUGAGCUAUGUGCCCAAGAACACCACGCCCUCGCCCGACAACUACGGCCGGGUGGAGGACCCUCGCGAUAAGAGCCCGGUCAAGAAGGGCUUCAGCUUCGGGCUCAAGGAGCGCACACGCAGCGACACCACCAUCAGUACCAGGUACCACGGCCCGCUGGCGGCGCAGGAGGCCAUGGGCACCGAAUCGCCCGGGCCAGGCUGCUACGAGCUGCCCUCGCCCACGGCGCGCGCCGGCUCGCCCGCCACGCGCUUCGGCACGUCGGGCCGCGACAGCGGCGCCAAGCUGUACAUCAGCCACAUGCACGCCGCGGCGGAGGGCUUCGGCACUGCCUCGCCCGGGCCCGGCUGCUACAACGUGGCGGACGCGGGCGGCGUGGGCAGCCCAUCGCGCUUCAGGGCCAAGGUGGCGCCCAAGUUCGGCUCGAGUCCGCGCUUCAACGACAAGGUAUGCACAAAGUGACGAGGCGUGCGGUCUGCACACGUACCGCCCAAUGCUGCCGUGUGAGUGAGCAGCAGUACCAGUAGCAGUGGGGCCGUCAAGCAUAUCUUUGCGUUGCAGCCCUGUGUGCAGCAACGAAUGGGCAGUUGGUUCGAUGACAUGACAUAGACAAGGUUGUCCAGUAGUUCACUGGGUGUGUGCGGGUGUACGAGGGUGUAUGCUGCCGCCAUUUCGGGCGGCUAACACUGUUUAGUGAACUGUAGCGUGCGGGAUGGGCCGCAGGGCUUUGGUUGAUGCUGACGCGGGUGGUGAUUGCAACUGCCGAACGAGGCAGGAACUCGCCAAUUUGCGAGGCCGUUGCAUCAAGUUACCGUUCAGGUUCCCGAUUGUGCAACGGGCCGCGAUUGGGCACGGUAUGUGGCUGGCUGUUGCGAGGUGCUAUGCAGAGUGCCUGGUGUUUGGGGGGCCUUCAUUCCCAGCGUGCUGACAUUCAUCAUCGCAAUCUACUCGCGUGCUGAAAAGCGCCUGCAUCGUAGUCAAGGGAGGUGCCUGUUCCAAGGACUGGCGCUUGUUUGAUGCAAAAUGGUCGUGACCAGACUUUGUUGCUCGCGCCUUGAAGGGACUAGUUAGCGUACUGAGUGCCCCUGCAGUAGGUCACGCGAAGUGCUAGCUCGUUGGUGCUGGGGUGCGGGUUUUGGAUUGUUGAAGGGAGUAUGUGUCAUGCCACGGUGGCGCGCAGGGGUUACCUGAAUGAUUUGGUCACUACAAGACUGGGCACGUUGACGAACUUGAGGUGUGAUGCAUCUUGGCGUGCCGUGAUUGCGUCACGCCAGGGGGCCGCAGUAUAGGUCGUAAGCAGCCUGCAUCUUUUGCAGGCAGGCGGCUUACGUGUUGUGCGACUGUUGGAAGUUGGAGGAGAGACGCCUGCACCGUGCGUAGAACGGAUGGAAAAGGAACCUUCACUGGUACACGGGGCACGCAUGUCCUGCCAAACGGACAUGGAGAUGGUGGUGCAGCGCUAGAGGCGGGAUGUUGGUUGAUUGUGACGGUAUAAAUUAGUGCAGUCCCCUUAUAAUGCGGAUGUAAGUGGACUUGGCAGGGACGGCUCCGUGAUGGGUGCGCUGAGAGGAAAUACCCACCUGAUAGUAGAAUCAGAAACUGCACAUAGAUUGACAUUUCGGCGAGGUCGAACGCGCCCCAAACUUGAAAGCUUCUACUGCAUGGGGUCGAAGCGUUCAUGGGGC
Chlamydomonas reinhardtii is the source of this 3069-nucleotide messenger RNA. RefSeq lists its product as uncharacterized. Bases 218 to 1846 code for a protein of 542 amino acids. The transcript has 11 exons. Lineage: Eukaryota; Viridiplantae; Chlorophyta; Chlorophyceae; Chlamydomonadales; Chlamydomonadaceae. The record is from RefSeq and is a predicted model, not a curated record.